GAUGUGUCCAUUUAAGACCAACUCUGCUAGGCACGGUUUUGUAGGUUAGUUCCGCGCUGGGGCUGUGAGGAAAGCUCCCUGCUAAGCAUUAACGCUGUACACAUGUGGACGCUGGAUUUCCUUCCCCAAAACGCUGCAUGCUGGAUUUUACUUUGUUUCCGGGUGCAAUUUAAGACUAUAAAGGGAGUGGGUCUUCAAGAGCUCAGAGAUCACUUUUCUUCUUCCUACGUGUUACUGUGAUAGCAGAGAUCAUCAGACAUGAAAGUGUCUCCUUCGCUGUAGUGCUGCUUUCAGUGACGCUGGGGGGAGAAAGGAGGAGGGGUAACCUCCUAGAAAACCGCUGUUGCAGCUGUGACCAGAGAAGGAGAGAGACAGACACAGGAGCGACUCAUCUCCGCACCAUCUAGUAACUCUUGAGCAAAGCUUUCCCCUCUUCCCUCAAAGGCCCUGCAUGGUAGGGACCUUCCAUGGGUGAAGAGGGCUGGAUAAGAUUCCUCUUGGAGCUCCUCAAAGACACUUCUUGUUUAGUGCCAGAAGUCCAUGUGGAAUGAACUGUACAAUGAACACUUAUCUCUUCAUCUACUACUUAAUCCAAUUCUGUGGACAUUCCUGGAUAUUUACAAAUAUGAUCAUCAGGUUCUUGUCAUUUGGGAAAGAUUCUCUGGCCGAUACCUUCUAUUCUAUAGGACUUGUAAUGCGCCUUUGUCAGUCGUUGUCCAUAUUAGAGCUCCUGCACAUCCUAGUUGGCAUUGAAGAAAACCGUUUUCUCCCAAGGUUUUUACAGAUAACUGAGAGAAUCAUCAUUUUAUUUGUUGUCAUCACCAGUCAAGAAGAAGUUCAAGGGAAAUAUAUUGUGUGCGUUUUAUUUUUCCUUUGGAAUUUACUGGAUGUGGUCAGAUACACUUACUGCAUGUUAUCAGUGUCCGGAACAUACUAUGGAGCUUUGACAUGGCUGAACUACACACUAUGGAUUCCAGUAUAUCCCCUGUCAGUUCUGGCUAAAGCAUUUGCCAUCUAUGAAUCACUGCCUUACUUUGAAUCCUUCGGCACAUACUCCACCAAGCUACCAUUUCCAGUUGCCUUAUCGAUCUACUUCCCGUACAUACUAAAGCUGUACCUGGCAAUGCUGUUUGUAGGUAUGUUCUUCAUCACUAGAUACCUCUGCUCAGAAAGGAAAGCUCACCUAGGAGCCAGCUACAUCAAAGAGAAAAGGAGCUAAGUUGAUAUCUUGUCUUGUAAUGAGGAAAAUGCUCUAGAACAUGCUAUGCUAACACAUUAUGUGGAAAUAAUUUAGACCAAGAUUUUCAGAAGUGCUUAGUGAUCUAAGGCGCUCCCAGUUGGGCGCAUAAGAAGUUCCCAAUUUACAAGGGCAGGUGCUCCACGCUUUCUGAAAAUGAGGCCCUUUAAGGCUUCUCACAUUGGGCACUCAAACGUAAGCACCUCAAAUCUCCCGUCACUUCUUAAAGUCUUGGCCUCAGAGAUUACUCUAGCUUUUUCUAACAUAAAAUGACAGGUUACAAAAUGUGGCAAAAAACGUCAAUCAUAUCAGCAUUUCCUAUAUUUUAAUAAUGGGUUCCCAUCGCAGCAGUAGCAUGGAUUCUGCAUUUUAUAUCAGUAAAAUGUCAAUGGUAUUUAGUUUUUAUCAUUAUCUCACCUGUUAGACUAUGUAAAACAGAUGUAUGAAUAUCAAAUUUGCUGGAACUGCAAUAGAUUAUAAAGCAGAAGCUGGUUGUUCUGCAUUUUGCCACAUUCACACAAAUACCAAUAGGUAAAACUGUUCACAGAAAACCCAUCCUCCUCCACUCGCCCCCCCACCCCAAUUCUUAAAGUAAAUGUAAGUGACAAAUGCAGUUACAGUGUCUAUUCACUACAAGUCCUAGAGGGCAUUUCACAUACAGAAGUAGAAGUUAUGAUUCUAAUAUAUUUCCAGUAGACACUAUUGACGGAUCUGUUUUUCUUAACUGUGACAUCCAGAUUACCUUGGAACUGAAGAAACAAGACAGACAGACGCUCACUCUUACUUAACUCAUCAAAGUAUGAUAUAGUCAGUCCAAGAAAUACUCUGCCUUUAAAAAUAAGAUAAUGGAUUUUAGAUACUGUAGGCCAAAUCCAAAUUGUCUCACACAUGAGAAUUGUCCCAUUCACGUCAGUGAGGUUACUUGUGCAACAAAAGUAAUUAGGAUUUGGUCCUAUGAGGUGGGGAACUACUUAUGAGAAGCAGCAAGAAAAUAGGAUACGUUUUCCUGGGGGACAAAUUACUUCUCCAACUGCACAAGCUACUCGGGAGAAAACCAUAGGCUGACUUGUUCCCCAUUGGUACUAUUCCCCACCACCCUUUGGGCUUGAAUAAAAGACAGAAAAAAUUAAGUGGACUAAAGAGUGAAAUGAAAACACUUCUAGUCAUGAAAAUUCUCUUACCUAUUUAAGCCUCUGAAAAGUGAAACCUAAGUAUGCCUUUGUCUUGAAACAACAUUUGAAUAACCAAUGAGUGAAGAGCAUCUCAAAUUGAUGAUUUAGUGGCUCUAGGACACGUCCACAGCCACACCAGGCAGCUCAGCUGUAUCUGAACUGCCCCUACCUGUGCUACCACGGCUACACUGCUAUUUAUGCUGGAACUAGCUUGAGUACGUGUACAUGAACAAAGGAAUCACACUCCUAGCUUGUACUGGAGACAUAGCCUUAGACAGGUAUAUUUGUUUGUUACCUGGGAAGAGUACACUAAAGUGGGUACCAUUAAAUACUUUGCUUUUGCAUCCAGGUAUUAUUGUGGUGUGCAUGCUAACAUACAGCACUUUUGGUCAGUAAAUCUCAACGCGCUUUACAAAAGAGGUAAAUAUUAUAGUAUUGCCUGUAUUUAGGAAAUAGAGCGAAUAUUGUUGUAACGUUAUUUAGUUACAAAAGCAAAUGUGAUGUUUUUAAAUAUGAUCAUGCUAUCUGUUGAAGGAGAGAUUUAUGUGAUCCGGGCAGGGGAGAAUUCCCUCCGUGCACGAGCUGAGGAAGACAGAGGACCCUCUUAAGAAUCCUGGGGUAGCAGCUGUGCCUGGUGUGGGAAGGGAGUAUCAGAGGCAGGGCUGCAGCAUGUUACCCAGCAGCGAUUCCAGACAGCACAGCUAGCUGUGGACAUGCUGCUGUAAUGUAGACAGCCCAGCUGAGGCUACUUUAGCCUCUGGACCAGUCCAGAUUCACCAGGGCAGAAAAGGUGGGUCAAAGUGAACUUAGCACACCCCUGCCACCCAUUCCGCAGGCUGGGAGCUCUGUGCUGUCUCUUAGAAGCACAGCCCAGAAUCUCACCUUAUAAAGCAUAUCCUGAAAGAGUAAAAUGAUGGUGGAUCCCUAACAUUUGUUGAAAAAUGCUGAUAUUUUCCAUUCUGUUCACAUGGUACAGUCUGGUCAAAAUUUUCAAUCUCAGGUUCCUAAAGUAAGAUGCCUUAAGUCUAUGUUUCGGCACCCUAACAAGGGGCUUAUUGUUCAGAUGAACUUUGCACCCACUCCACCAAAUGAAGAGGGAGUUGUAGGUAUUGACUGCUUUUGAGAAUCAAGCCAUUCUUAUAUAGGGACCUAAAUCUGAACUUAAGCCAACUUCAGGCAUUCAAAAAAUGAAAUUGUUUGCUGAAGUUUGUUGGCGUAAAAAGUUACUGAUCCACAGACCUACUGUAGUUGCUGAUGCUGGCAAAUGGUUUACCAUUUAAUUCACUGUUUUUACAUUGAACCACACUUAAAUGUAAAAUCCCACCACUAAUAUUGUAUUUCAAUUUGAUAAAUUCAUAUUUAAUUAAUGAAUAUUAUUUUAAUUUGUGCAAUUUAUUUACUUAUUUUAAUUUUGAAUGAUAGCAAACCUAUUUUAAAAAAAUCUUUGGGUGAAAAUACAGCAGUAACUACCAAACCUGAUUUAGCCGCACAUGGACACCUGGAGCAUGUAAAUGAUUUUCAGUUUUACAGUGUGUAUAUAUCAGUCAAUAUUGAUUCUGCACUAGCAAGGUGCUCAAAACUCAUACGUUUGCAGCUGCAGAAAAGUGUGUUCAGUUAAUCUCUUAAACUAUGCAAAGAAUUAACAGGCUAAUCUGAUUAAUCAUGAUCUAGAUCAGUGGUUCUCCAGCCAUGGCCUGCUUGUGGCCCAAUCAGCACACAACUGCGACCCCUAUGACAUCCUCAGGGCCAUAUGGGUGGUAUAUAUAUUGUGUGGAUGUGGUCCACAUAACACAGAGAGCUAUAUAGGCGGCCCACAACUGUCAACAGGUUGAGAACCACUGGUCUAGAUGGUUCUUAAGAAUUACUACUGGCAUGUUAAUGAUAAUACAAAGGCUACAUCUACCCUGUGACCUGGGGUGUGAUUCCCAGCUCUUGUACAUGUACUUACACUAGCUCUCAGCAAUAAGAAUGAGAACGGCAGCAUGGCUUAGCCAUACUGAGUACAAACUGACCUGAAACCCACAGGUACAUGUACACAGCAUAGUGGAACCAUGCCACCCUUACUUGCGCUGCCAUGGCUAUACUACUAUUUAUACUCGCACUAGCUCAAUGAGACCUCAUGUGAGUAUGUGUACUUGAGCUGGGAAUCACACCCCUAGCUCACAGUAUAGACACAGCCAAAAUGAAAACACGUCUUGAGAAGGCAUAUGUCUAUUGCAAUAUAAAGCAUACACAAGUACCGUACCGGAUUCUCACUGGUUAAAGGGUCUUGGUUAAGAGAACCAAAUAGCAGACAUAGAAGAUUUAUUCAUUCACUUCAGCUGUUAAGAAUACUAAACUGGGAAUAGUAAUAAAAGAAUAAAUAUACUACUGUGGCAUACUAUGAAGAUGAAUACUUGCCUGAGAAAACUACCAUAUCUAGGAUAGCUAAAUUACAUACUGCUCAGAUUGAGGUCACUGCAGUAGACACUAGGGACCAGUAUGGGAUUAGUUACUCAGUCAAUUACAGGCGGCAUUUACCCCAGUGCAGAGGGGGCUUCUUCAAGAACCUUAGCAUCAAUUACGCUUCUCUUUAAGCUCCAUCUUGUGUGGACCCUUGCAUUUCCCUAUUUAAGUUGGAGACAUAGGGAGCUAAAGUGUGAGACACGCAAAUGGGUUAAAGGGAAGAAGAGGGACCAGGCCGAAAUAAGAUUCAGAAAGGGGACUUAUAAAUGGGAGGGCACAAUGCCAGGAGGGUAACAUUAGAAAAAAGGAAGAGGGAAAUAAGAUUUCAGUAGCAGGAGAAAUGCAGGAGCUUAGAGGGAGGUGAAAAAAUGGGCUCCCCAGGAAGAGUAGAUCCAUAUGCUUGCUGGGAAAAAGAGAAGGAAAAGAGAAGAAGUCCUAUGUCCUCUCAGAGACAUUAAGAUGCUGAGGAGAGAACAGACCUGCCCUCUUCUUUUUAACAUGGCAAAGGUAGAAAAGACCUGCUGUCCUCUCUCCCCUCCCCCCCCCCGCCCCGAAACUUGAAGGUAUCUAUGGAGGUAGGGGAAGGGUAUUAUUGGAGUGGGAGAUUUGAGAAGAUGGAACAUUGUGUGUAAGGAAGAUGGGGUCUUCAUAGGUUUUGAAAAGCAUCCAAGCUUCUGGAAAAUUAUUCAGAUCCUAAUUUUCUGAGGCCCUGAAUUGGAAUAUUCAUGAUUAAAUUAACCUGAAAUUCAUCAAAAUGUACCUAGCAACACCCAGAUCCCACACUUACCUGGAUAAGUGUCCCUGGUAAAAUCGUUACAAGGUUGGUAACUAUGCUACUAUCACAAAAAUAGUGUUGUGGAUCGUAUAACAACAACAACAUUGGAUGAUGAAUGUUAUAAUAUGGAGGAAUCAUGUUAACAGAAAUUUUGUCAGUUGAAAUGAAAGCUAAUUAAAAAGCCAGAAUAAAGAAAUAUUGUGCUUUUUAAUAAAUACACCAUGUCAAACAA
Molecule: messenger RNA, 5861 nt
Organism: Chrysemys picta bellii (western painted turtle)
Lineage: Eukaryota; Metazoa; Chordata; Testudines; Emydidae
Source: RefSeq, a predicted model, not a curated record